Molecule: messenger RNA, 1780 nt
Organism: Symsagittifera roscoffensis
Lineage: Eukaryota; Metazoa; Xenacoelomorpha; Acoela; Convolutidae
Exons: 8
Coding region: 126-1739 (537 amino acids)
Source: RefSeq, a predicted model, not a curated record
UCAAUCCAUAUGGCGCAUUGUGCAAGAUAACAAUCAUAUCUUUUAUGAUGUUUUGGAACAGAAAAACUAUUUAAUUAUCAUCAAACUAUCUAUCUGCUUUAUUUUGCUCUCUGUGAAUUAGUAUCAUGGUUUUGGCAAUUUGUUUCAUGAUGAGUAUUGUAGCAGCAUUUCAGUCAUCAUCUUCAGGAUCCUUCCCACCUGAAAUCUGCCUCCGCCUCCCGUCAUCAGAAGUUAUAAACACCAUGUCACAAUUUUCCUACUGGGCUCCCGAAUGCAAGCAAAAUCCCUCCGUCAAAAACGGAUGCCCGGAAAAUGUUCACGAAUUAGAUUCGUUCUCUGCUCUUUCUGUUCUGACAGAACCUAUCAAAUGUUUUGUUCAUGCGUGCCAAUCAAACAAUGCUGAAAACCUGGUUCAGAACUGCUCUGAGAAACUUCUUCACCAGUUUCUAAACGUAUUUCAAAUUAGAGUGGACACUUUAGAGUCGCAGGUAUUCAAAGCGUGCAAUUGUGAAUACGACAAAGUAACGACCAGUAGCUUGUUCGCAGGAGCCGAGAAAGUUUCGAUCGAUGAUUUCAAACAUGCGUACAAUUGCAACCCGGAGAUCUCGAAACAUGGAACUUGCAUCAACCCAAUGUAUCAUCUAAAAGAUCUGAAGUUAUGCGCACUGGACUUAAAAGAAAACAAGGAGAGAUUGCAUGCAUUCCGCGAAGUCAUAGAGCUUUACAGAUACAAAUCACUUUGCAACGCGCAGUUUCUGGAACUCUUGAAAGAUAGCAACAUAUUCGACUAUUUCUUGGAGGACUUAACGCCAACAAUCCAAUACAUUGAACAAGCUUGUCUCAACAAAUGUUUUUAUCCCCUGGAACAUUUCGACAUGUUCAAACCGAAUCCUUAUUUCACGACUGACGAAAAAACGUGGUAUACAAAGUGCAAAAACUUCACGUGGCUUCAAAGGAGAACUUUUUAUUCAGGCACGGUGCACUUUCGUGAACUCAAAACAUCAUGGAUGAAGCUUCACGAACAAUGCAGCGAUUUUAGAAACGACAAUGCCAAUCGUUUACCAAAUUUGCUGAAAUUUGUUCCAUUCCCGAGGAAUUUGAUUUCAGAAGAAUUUUCGAUAGAUGCUCUAAGAAAAUGCUGCAAAGAUAAAAAAUAUUACGACACCUUCAAUCACGAAAAAGACAAUUCUCAUUAUUCUGGAAUUGAAGAAACAAUUUGCAUGGCCCCGAAGAAAGUGAUUGCCGGAUUUGGUUUCACAGACUGGAUUAUACGGGGUCUCAUUCAAGCUUAUUCGGGUCAGUGCUGGAUAGAAGAUGCGAAGCACUCAAGGAAGUGUGAUAAAGAUGCAGAAAUUGAUCAGAUGAACUUGAAUGACAUUUCCAGGAGACAAGAAAUAAGCCCAUCUGACAUUUUCUGGUUCAUGCGAUACGUCAAAAAUCAAACGGCAAGGAAUUUUGCCCUGCAAGCAUGUGCAGUUGGAUCCAAGCUAGGCCGAUCAGUUACAAUUCUUCCCGGGCUAGUUGUUAGUCUGGAAGCUCAAAGUUACGUCAUCGCAUCCUCAUCCGAAAUACCAAAAGAGUUCAAACUACUUUGCAUGAUGGCGUAUCAAACGUGUGGGGUAUUUGCGUCAGUCCACGCCAACGCUUUCUUCGAAACAGGAGCUACGUGUAAUGAAUUUGUUCUUGAUAGUUUUUACUUAGGUGAUGAGAUUAUAUCAGGUUUCCAUAGUGAAUUGUAAAAAAAGAAUGGUUUCAACCGUUAAUAACCAAAUAUAUUAUA